AACGUCACUUCCGGUCUCUUUGCGUCCUCGCAGGUUUCCAACAUGUCGGACGCCGGUGUGUUGGAGACUCUACUCCGGAGGAUCGAGGCGGCGGACGGAGGUGUGGACAGCCUGGAAACAGCCUCUAUUCUCGGGGUGGAUCACCAGGUCCUCAUCGGAGCCGUGAAGAGUCUGCUGGCCCUCGAAGACUUGAUCUCAGCUGAGCUCCGCUCCUCGAAGCACUGGGAGCUGUCGGGGGAGGGGACGGAGAUCGCUGAGCAGGGCAGCCAUGAGGCGAGGGUCUUCGGCUCCAUCCCUCCGGAGGGUCUGCCCCAGAGCGAGCUCAUGAAACUGUCCUUUGGGAAGAUCGGCUUCAGCAAGGCCAUGUCCAACAAGUGGAUCAAAGUGGACAAGACUCACGAGGGCGGCCCGAGGAUAUUCAGGAGUGUGGAGAAUAUCGAGGACCAGGUGAGAGACAAACUGCUUCUGGUUCAGAAAGGAAACACCUCUCAGCUGGAGGAGAAGGAGAAGAACGAGCUGAAGAAGAGGAAGCUGCUCUCUGAAGUGACGGUGAAGUCGUACUGGAUCAGUAAAGGCAGCUGCUUCAGCACCACCAUCACCAAACCGGAGACGGAGCUGACUCCUGAGAUGAUCGCUAAUGGCAGCUGGAAGGAGAAGAAGUUCAAGCCGUAUAACUUCGAGGCCCUCGGCGUGGCCCCUGACUGCGGACACCUGCACCCCCUGAUGAAGGUCCGCACGCAGUUCAGACAGAUCUUCCUGGAGAUGGGGUGAGGGGCCGUCAAAAGCACAGAUACAGGGGGUCC
Messenger RNA from Notothenia coriiceps (black rockcod), 803 nucleotides. It is a transcript of the gene farsa, whose product is annotated as phenylalanyl-tRNA synthetase subunit alpha. NCBI's taxonomy places the organism in Eukaryota, Metazoa, Chordata, Actinopteri, Perciformes, Nototheniidae. The transcript is spliced from 6 exons. The record is from RefSeq and is a predicted model, not a curated record. Bases 43 to 771 code for a protein of 242 amino acids.